Molecule: messenger RNA, 1409 nt
Organism: Sphaerulina musiva SO2202
Lineage: Eukaryota; Fungi; Ascomycota; Dothideomycetes; Mycosphaerellales; Mycosphaerellaceae
Exons: 2
Coding region: 95-802 (235 amino acids)
Source: RefSeq, a predicted model, not a curated record
GUGCAUCACGAUACUUCCAAUACGUGCAUCGCGACGACGCUAUCUGCUGUCGCACAUCCGUAUUCCAUAGCGAGACUAUAUCAACGACCACGCGAUGCCUGCGGGAGACCUACCACCAGGCACGCCUCUCGCGCCGAGUGUCGAGAAGGCCUACUACCGCAAAUGUAUUCAGCUCAAGCGCCGCCUGAACGAGAUCGAAUCUGCGAACGAUGACUUGAAGAUGCGUCGACUGCGUCUCGAUCGAUCGAUUAUGAAGAUGCGGCUGGAGCGAGCAUUUCUGCUGGACGAGUUACGGAAGCGAACAGACCACAACAUUGACGGUAGUGACGGCAGCGGUGAUGAUGGCAUGGCGACACCUCCACCGGACAGACCAUACCGCGACAAGAGACGUCGUCAACAAUCUAGCUCACACGGACAGGCAGGGCCUUCGCAGAGUACCUUUCAGCACGUCCAGUAUGCACCACCUAGUACGAACGGCCCUUCCGAGUCACGCGCAUCCUCGUCAAUGCCGAUGGUGUACGGACCAAGCGGGCAAGCGGUGUCAACCAAUGCUGUGCUACAGGACGGCAGUCACGCCUUCGUACAACAACAACCUCCGCAAAACAGCCAGACGCCGGCGCUCCCGCAUACCUCACCUUACGGCCCGCCGCCCACCGGCAUCCCAGGCAGCAGUCGAGCCAAUGGGGACGGGCCACACAGAAAGAGGGAAGAAGGGGCGCGAGACAUGGAAGAGGAUACAGAGAAAACAGCAGAACCAGAGCGUAGUCGUGGUGCCGGCGGUUUCCAGGCGAUCAAUGACUAGCAUGCUGGAUGGUCUCAGACUGCACACACCAUGGACGAAGGACAGAGCAUUUUGCAUUGGGACGGUUUAUCGUGGACCAGGACCGGAAAAUCCAUGAAUCCUGGUCACACAAACCAUCCCGACUGAUACGAAAUGAUGCUUGAGCCGAUAUUACAGCGUCACAGCCCGCGAAGCUCAAAAGACUGUUCCCAGUUGCAAUCGAUAUCAUAACUAGCGAGCACACGGAGACACGCACAUCUUGAGAUUCGGAGCUCGCGAUAGGAACUAAUUUGGUAUUAUAUGGGUACUGUGUCAUUCCUGUGGAACGAGCUGUGGGCCGAACUGGAGAGGGGAAGAAAGGAAGAAGCUUAAUAGCCAAUGUGGCAUUCCUCGAGGCGUAAUGUAGACGCCUACACACUUGACUGUCGCAGUGCUCUUACGCGCGAGAGCGAUUCACGUGUGUGGAGUCUCUGUGCCAGUGUAUGAUUACCAGUAUCACCACUGCUUGGGGCCUCCUGGGUGAGUAUAAUCCAAGAGUAUUCAGUCGUACGGACUUGUGUUCAUCGAACUCCAUCUCUCCAGAGAGUUGUCAUUUGCCCCCCUCUCACUCUAUACACCUCUGAUAACG